GUUAUAUCAAGAAAUUCAGUUCAGAGAGAGGAGAGAGAGGAGAGGGAGAAGGAGAGGGGGGCAGAAGAGAAGGGAAAGCGGAGAGUACGCGAGGUAGGAAGGAGAGCCUCAGUCUCCGAAGCGAGAAAGAGCUCACGGAUUAAGAAUUUGUCGGGCAAUUGGCACCCCGGGACAACAGCCAGAAAAAUCAGCAUCACCCAACUCUGACGUUUCCUACCAGAAGUUAGAGACUUGAGCAGUAUUGCCAUCGGAUGCAAAUGGUAGGCUGGUUGCUGUGGGAUAUACUCCCGAGCUGAAGAAGUGCAACUGGAUGUGGUGUGUGCUAAAUACCAGAAGAGCCCAGACCCUGUGGGUAAUAGCAGUAGCGAGGAAAUGUGGAGAGAAUGACUAACGACAAAUCUGUGAAUUUGUUCUCGGGAGUUGCUAAUUUGCCAGCCCGAAGCCACACGUUUUACAAGGAGGAAACGUUUUGCUGCUUCUGAAUUCUCCCCAAACUGGUGCUACCAGAUGCAUGGCUUUCUAUGUGUUGGAACAAAUCCUUCUUAACUGCAGCCUACCGGGAAAGGGGAAAGGUUGAGGCAACUAACUGGCUGUCUCCAAAUAAGAGAUGAGAUGUAAUGCCUCCUCCAGUCCAUGCACACUUCCUCUUGCAAUUCGUGCAUCAUUCCUCAGUGGGAACCUUUAAACUCUAAAAUCCAAGAAAAGAAAAUAAAUACAUUAUCAUGGACCUGAGGGAUUUUUACCUGUUGGCUGCUCUGAUUGCCUGUUUAAGGCUGGAUUCGGCAAUAGCUCAAGAACUUAUUUACACUAUUAGAGAGGAAUUGCCUGAAAAUGUGCCCAUAGGAAAUAUACCAAAGGACCUGAACAUUUCUCACAUCAAUGCUGCCACAGGGACCAGUGCCAGCCUUGUCUACAGACUGGUUUCUAAAGCCGGGGAUGCCCCUCUGGUAAAAGUGUCCAGCAGCACCGGGGAGAUUUUCACCACCUCCAACAGAAUAGACAGAGAGAAACUCUGUGCCGGAGCCUCUUAUGCUGAGGAGAAUGAGUGUUUCUUUGAACUUGAGGUGGUGAUCCUCCCCAAUGACUUUUUCAGGCUGAUCAAAAUCAAGAUCAUUGUCAAGGAUACCAAUGAUAAUGCCCCAAUGUUUCCGUCUCCUGUCAUCAAUAUUUCCAUUCCAGAAAACACUUUGAUCAACAGCCGCUUUCCAAUCCCGUCAGCCACAGACCCUGACACAGGCUUCAAUGGGGUGCAGCAUUAUGAAUUGCUAAACGGGCAGAGUGUUUUUGGACUGGAUAUCGUGGAAACUCCAGAGGGAGAAAAGUGGCCGCAAUUGAUUGUUCAGCAGAACUUGGAUCGAGAACAAAAAGAUACCUAUGUAAUGAAAAUCAAAGUGGAGGACGGAGGCACCCCACAGAAAUCCAGCACAGCCAUACUGCAGGUCACAGUUAGUGAUGUGAAUGACAACAGACCCGUGUUUAAAGAGGGUCAAGUCGAGGUGCAUAUUCCAGAGAACGCUCCUGUGGGGACCUCUGUAAUUCAGCUCCACGCUACUGAUGCAGACAUAGGCAGCAAUGCUGAAAUCCGCUACAUUUUUGGUGCCCAGGUCGCCCCUGCAACCAAAAGACUCUUUGCUUUAAAUAACACAACUGGGCUGAUUACAGUUCAGAGGUCUUUGGAUAGGGAAGAGACAGCCAUUCACAAAGUGACCGUGCUGGCUAGUGAUGGCAGUUCCACUCCUGCCAGAGCCACAGUUACCAUCAAUGUCACAGAUGUAAAUGAUAACCCUCCGAACAUAGACCUCAGGUACAUUAUAAGUCCCAUCAACGGCACAGUGUAUCUAUCUGAGAAAGAUCCAGUCAAUACAAAGAUUGCCCUAAUUACAGUUUCAGAUAAGGACACAGACGUGAACGGCAAAGUGAUCUGUUUUAUUGAAAGAGAGGUCCCAUUUCAUCUGAAGGCAGUGUAUGACAACCAGUAUCUGCUAGAGACCUCUUCUCUGCUGGACUAUGAGGGCACCAAAGAAUUCAGCUUUAAAAUCGUUGCCUCUGAUUCUGGGAAGCCCAGUUUGAACCAGACUGCCCUGGUAAGGGUUAAGCUUGAGGAUGAAAAUGACAACCCACCAAUUUUCAACCAGCCUGUAAUUGAGCUGUCAGUUUCUGAAAACAACCGACGUGGGUUAUACUUAACAACUAUUAGUGCUACAGACGAAGACAGUGGGAAAAAUGCAGACAUUGUUUAUCAGCUUGGACCGAAUGCCUCCUUCUUUGAUCUGGACAGAAAGACAGGAGUUUUGACAGCCUCCAGAGUCUUUAACAGGGAGGAACAAGAGCGGUUCAUUUUUACAGUAACUGCCAGGGACAAUGGGACCCCUCCCCUCCAAAGCCAAGCUGCCGUGAUAGUCACUGUUCUGGAUGAGAACGACAAUAGCCCCAAGUUUACUCAUAAUCAUUUUCAGUUUUUUGUGUCUGAGAAUCUGCCAAAGUAUAGUACUGUGGGAGUCAUCACAGUGACAGAUGAAGACGCUGGAGAGAAUAAAGCUGUGACUCUCUCCAUUCUAAAUGACAAUGAAAAUUUUGUCUUGGAUCCCUACUCAGGAGUCAUCAAGUCAAAUGUCUCCUUUGACCGAGAGCAGCAGAGUUCCUACACUUUUGAUGUCAAAGCCACUGAUGGAGGACAGCCGCCUCGGUCCUCUACUGCAAAAGUAACUAUCAAUGUGAUGGAUGUCAAUGACAAUAGUCCGGUUGUGAUUUCGCCACCAUCCAACACCUCGUUUAAGUUGGUGCCACUCUCAGCCAUUCCUGGUUCUGUGGUUGCGGAAGUUUUUGCAGUGGAUAUUGACACUGGAAUGAACGCUGAACUUAAGUAUACCAUAGUGAGUGGGAACAACAAAGGAUUAUUUCGGAUUGACCCAGUAACAGGCAAUAUCACUCUAGAAGAAAAGCCAGCACCGACUGACGUGGGCCUGCACCGUCUAGUGGUCAACAUAAGUGACCUGGGGUACCCUAAGGCUUUGCACACCCUUGUGCUAGUAUUUCUUUAUGUCAAUGAUACGGCUGGCAAUGCCUCGUACAUAUAUGACUUGAUCCGCAGGACUAUGGAGACCCCACUGGACAGGAACAUAGGAGAUAGUAGCCAACCCUAUCAAAACGAGGACUAUCUCACCAUCAUGAUUGCCAUCGUCGCGGGGGCCAUGGUGGUCAUAGUUGUGAUCUUUGUCACUGUUCUGGUGCGCUGUCGCCAUGCGUCAAGGUUCAAAGCAGCUCAGAGGAGCAAGCAAGGUGCUGAGUGGAUGUCCCCAAACCAGGAGAAUAAGCAAAACAAGAAGAAGAAACGGAAGAAAAGAAAGUCACCCAAGAGUUCUCUAUUGAACUUUGUAACUAUUGAAGAGUCCAAACCCGAUGAUGCAGUCCACGAACCUAUCAAUGGGACCAUAAGCCUGCCUGCUGAGCUUGAGGAACAGAGUAUAGGAAGAUUUGACUGGGGACCUGCACCCCCAACAACCUUCAAGCCUAACAGUCCUGACCUGGCCAAGCACUACAAAUCUGCCUCUCCGCAGCCUGCUUUUCAUCUCAAACCAGACACUCCAGUUUCCGUGAAAAAGCACCAUGUCAUUCAGGAGCUCCCUUUGGACAACACCUUCGUUGGGGGCUGUGACACGCUUUCCAAACGCUCCUCCACUAGUUCAGACCACUUCAGUGCCUCAGAGUGCAGCUCCCAAGGAGGCUUCAAGACAAAGGGCCCCUUACACACCAGACAGUGUAACUCACACAACAAAAGUGACAAUAUUCCUGUCACACAUCAGAAAUGCCCCAGCUCUACUGGUUUCCACAUUCGAGAGAAUGAAGCAAGUCAUUCCGAGUCUCAGCGCCGUGUUACCUUUCACCUCCCGGAUGGUUCCCAGGAAAGCUGCAGUGACAGUGGUCUGGGAGACCACGAGCCGGUGGGUAGUGGAACCCUGAUCUCACACCCUCUUCCUCUGGUUCAGCCACAGGACGAAUUCUACGACCAGGCCUCUCCGGACAAGAGGACCGAAGCAGACGGCAACUCGGACCCCAACUCUGGUGAGUCCUCUUCUGGUCUUCAUAGCAUGAGGUUGUUCUGGUUGAGUAGUUAGUGUGCUGGAACUUGUUUAAUUGUCACCCUGCUCUGCAAGCCAGGGACAGUUGGUUGUACUUGCUGUUUUUUGGGUAGAUGCAUUGAAAUAGAUGAAGUGUAGUUUGCUUGGUAUGUUGACCGUUAAAUGGUAUGAUACUCUGUUUGUUUUGAGUCAUCAAAAAGAUUUUAAAAUUUGCAAAUAUUUUUGAAAGAAAAUUUCUGUUGGAAUAUACUCUAGUGUCAAAGAGAUUACAGUAUCAGUAGUUAAAAUUGAUGAACUAGAAUUUAUUGGAAUAUUGUUAAUGAGAAAUUAUCAAAACAUUCAUUCCUGCAGAAUGCUAUCUUCCAAAGAACUCUUUACAAAGUAUGCAAAUAAAGAAGGAUUGAAUGUGAUUAAGAUCCAUCUGAAGAAAGGAGAUGAUCUUUCAUAAAUUUUUAUUUAUGCAUUGUUUUGGAUAAUUGGGUUUUGUAUGAGAAUGUUGAAAAAAUGUAUCUGGUCUAAACCCCAUAUCAUCCAAAGAACUUCACCUCACCUUGGGAAUCCUUAUAUAUAAACAAACAAAACACCUUCAGUGCCUAGGUAACAAAAAAUAAAUCAAACAUAAUGCACCUUUCAGAGCAAUGAAAAUGAUCUUUAUUUUAUUUAAUUUUUUUUUCAUGAUAAUGUGAAUGCUCAGGUGAGCUCAUGCAGGUUCCUGAGCAGGAAUAUUAGAGAAGACUUUGUGUGUUUCUCCAGUUCUUCUUUUAAAUAAAAGGAAAGACUGAGUAAUCAUAACAAGAGGACAUCCAAACCGAAAAAGGAACAACAACCACCAAACAAACAGUACACAUAUUCAAGACAGAAAAUCUUGCCUGCUCUUGAAACGGCUGCACGUUGGUUAGCUAGAGAAGGAAAUUGUGUUGAGGCGACUUUUCCAUAAAUCUCCAGCUAUUUAGCACCUUCUGUUAUAGACAUUACUGUGCCUCUGGCAUUUGUGUGAUGUAGCACUAUCUAGAGGAGGUUACAAGCUCACAGGCUUUCUUAACAAGUUAACUUCUGGUAACCCAGCUUUCAUGUUCACUUACUUCCACAAUUUUGAGUCACCUCUCUAUCUAGGCAGGAAGAUCUGUGUUAAAUUCUUCCUUCUCUCCCUCUAUCUCACCUCAACCAUGCCACUGCCUAUGCAGGCCUCUGAUGAAGCUCUUUCUUCACGAGCAAAUGGUAAAUGUGUGCAGUUAUAACACAUCUUUCUACAGAGGUUUCCCUCCAGGAAAUCUAGUUGAAUCUAAGUAAAAUGUAUGCCAUAAUUUUCAAGUUGUAUGUUUGGUUUGUAAGUGAUUUUUUUUUUAACUUAAAUUAUCUAGAGCUGACAAACUCAAAAGCCUUCAUCAAAUUAAGUUUGAGAGAGCUGAUAAUCAUUUAUUCUCUGGAGAUUUCUUGGCACCCUCACUCUAUGAUCUAAUGAUUCUAGGUUGUUCCAUUGAGCCACAUUUUCCAGGAAUUGUGUGGGGGUGAGGAGGGUUGAUAGAGCUUAUAAUAACUCCUUGUAAACAAUUCUUGUAAUCUACAAUUUCUUCUUUAAUUAGUACUAAUUAAAACUUUCUGCAGUGAUUUUUGAUCACCUUGUCUGAAAGUGUUUGGAUGUUCUUGUCUUUGAGUCCAAGUCAAAAUCAACACAGAAAGACACACCUUAAAUGUAUUGGCACACACAGUUGUAGCAGUUUUUGAUAAUUUAGCCAGUACACUCUGUACAAAUAUCUUUAAAGCAGGAGUAAUUUAUGAAAUUCCAGGUGAAGGACUUAGACAUGCCUAAGAGUUUUCAUCAAAUUCUUUUUAGCUAUAAUAAUAGAAUCAUUUAGAAUCACACCCAGGAUGACAGAGGGCAGUGAGUUUAAUCACUAGGUUUUAGAAAGUGAUGAACAUGUGGGUAAUUUUCUACUUAACUGAAUUAGAAAUAUAAAAAUAUUCAUCUAGAAGGGAAAGGCAGCUUUUAGGACACAUUCAAUACUAAACAGGAUAAUAGUUAUUUUAUAUUUUCUUUGUCAUAGAAUUAUGUGUCUUUGGUCAGUCAGAGUGAACUGAGAAGUCAAUUAGUACAGAAAA
Messenger RNA from Peromyscus leucopus (white-footed mouse), 6179 nucleotides. RefSeq names its product protocadherin 9 (gene Pcdh9). The coding region runs from base 723 to 4115 and encodes 1130 amino acids. Gene Ontology annotation, molecular function: calcium ion binding. Gene Ontology annotation, biological process: homophilic cell-cell adhesion. Gene Ontology annotation, cellular component: plasma membrane. The transcript has 4 exons. The record is from RefSeq and is a predicted model, not a curated record. NCBI's taxonomy places the organism in Eukaryota, Metazoa, Chordata, Mammalia, Rodentia, Cricetidae.